Molecule: messenger RNA, 2864 nt
Organism: Capsella rubella
Lineage: Eukaryota; Viridiplantae; Streptophyta; Magnoliopsida; Brassicales; Brassicaceae
Product: arginine decarboxylase 2
Exons: 1
Coding region: 475-2628 (717 amino acids)
Biological process (GO): L-arginine catabolic process; spermidine biosynthetic process
Molecular function (GO): arginine decarboxylase activity
Source: RefSeq, a predicted model, not a curated record
UCAAACUCACGCCUUCUCUUCUUCAUUUCCGUUUUCUCCGCUUAGGUUUCUUCUUGCAUUGUCCCGAGAAAUACUUCACAUUCUCGUUUUCUUCUUCUUUUGGUUUGUUUCCUCUCACCUCUGCAUGGUUGGGCAAUUAUAAAUUUGAUUUGUUGAGUUCAGAUUUGUUGAAAAGUCCUCUCUUUUUCCAUUUCUCUUUGUUCUGAAAAUUAUUCAUCGUGGAGAUUCUCGGAUCGGGUAGAGCUGCCAGAGGUGGAUUUCACGGCGGGGAUAGAUUCAUCUUCUGCCUUCUCCUGAGGGGGUAGCCGAGGCUCCGGCCUCGGCGGUUUUUAAACCCCUACCUUCACAAAAUCUGGGAAUUUUAAAGAUAUAAAGUUUCGGUUUUUUUGGGUUUUCAGUUUUUGUUUUGUUCGAGAAUUUCUUGUAAAGCCAGAUUGUGAUCGUUUUUUUUGGGGCUGAAAAGAAGAUAUAAAGAUGCCUGCUUUAGCUUGCGUUGAUACUUCCUUUGUGCCUCCUGGCUACGCUUUCUCCGACACCACCGCCGCUGAUGUCUUUAUCCCGGCGUCUUCACCAACUUCCGCCGCCGCCGCUGCUGUUGUUGACAGCUCUUGCCGUUGGUCUUCCUCUCUCUCAUCGUCUCUGUAUCGAAUCGAUGGGUGGGGAGCUCCUUAUUUCACCGCCAAUUCGUCUGGUAACAUCUCUGUUCGUCCUCAUGGCUCUGAGACUUUGCCUCACCAAGACAUCGAUUUGCUCAAGAUCGUUAAGAAGGUGACGGAUCCGAAAUCCUCCGGAGGUUUGGGAUUGCAGCUCCCGCUUAUCGUUCGUUUCCCUGAUGUGUUGAAGAACAGGCUCGAGUGUCUUCAAUCUGCGUUUGAAUUCGCGAUUCAGAGCCAAGGAUAUGGUUCUCAUUACCAAGGUGUUUAUCCGGUGAAAUGUAAUCAAGAUCGAUUCGUUGUUGAGGAUAUUGUCAAGUUUGGAUCUUCGUUUCGAUUUGGAUUGGAAGCUGGUUCUAAACCUGAGAUCCUCCUCGCUAUGAGCUGCUUGUGUAAAGGUAAUCCUGAUGCCUUUCUUGUGUGUAAUGGUUUCAAAGACGCUGAGUAUGUAUCGUUGGCUCUCCUUGGGAGAAAACUGGCGUUGAACACUAUGAUUGUGCUUGAGCAAGAAGAAGAGCUUGAUUUGGUUAUUGAGCUGAGCCAGAAGAUGAAUGUGAGGCCUGUGAUUGGGUUAAGGGCUAAGCUGAGGACUAAACACUCUGGUCAUUUUGGAUCAACUUCAGGUGAAAAGGGCAAAUUUGGACUCACUACUACUCAGAUUCUUCGUGUGGUGAGCAAGCUGAGUCAAGCUGGUAUGCUUGACUGUCUCCAGCUUCUGCAUUUUCACAUUGGGUCACAGAUUCCGUCGACUUCGUUGCUCUCUGAUGGUGUCGCCGAGGCUGCUCAGCUUUACUGUGAACUUGUGCGUCUUGGUGCACAUAUGAAAGUUAUCGAUAUCGGUGGUGGUUUGGGGAUUGACUACGACGGGUCUAAAUCUGGAGAUUCGGAUCUCUCUGUUGCUUAUAGUCUUGAGGAGUAUGCUGAAGCUGUUGUAGCUUCUGUUCGGUUUGUGUGUGACAGGAGGUCAGUGAAGCAUCCGGUGAUAUGCAGUGAAAGCGGUAGAGCAAUAGUGUCUCAUCAUUCUGUGUUGAUCUUCGAAGCUGUUUCGGCAGCUAAACCAACGGGUCAUCAUCAAGUGACACCUAAUGAUAUCCAGUUCCUGCUAGAAGGUGACGAGGAAGCUCGUGCGAAUUAUGAGGAUCUUUACGCUGCUGUGAUGCGUGGAGACCAGGAAAGGUGCCUCCUUUAUGUCGAUCAGCUGAAGCAGAGGUGUGUUGAAGGUUUCAAAGAAGGUGUUUUGAGCAUCGAGCAAUUAGCUUCUGUUGAUGGGUUAUGCGAGUGGGUGUUGAAGGCUAUUGGCGCAUCCGAUACGGUUCAUACUUACAAUAUAAAUCUAUCGGUUUUCACUUCGAUUCCUGAUCUCUGGGGGAUUGAUCAGCUGUUUCCUAUUGUUCCUAUCCAUAAGCUCGAUCAAAGGCCCGGGACUCGUGCGAUCUUAUCGGAUUUAACUUGCGACAGCGAUGGGAAGAUCAACAAGUUCAUAGGCGGGGAGUCCAGCUUGCCAUUGCACGAGCUUGACAACAAUGGAAGUGGAGGAAGGUACUUUUUGGGUAUGUUCCUUGGAGGGGCUUACGAGGAGGCGCUGGGUGGAGUUCACAAUCUGUUUGGUGGGCCAAGUGUUGUCCGGGUCUCGCAGAGUGAUGGACCACACAGCUUUGCAGUCACCCGAGCCGUGCCUGGUCAGUCCUCAGCGGAUGUUCUCCGAGCAGUGCAGCAUGAGCCUGAGCUAAUGUUUCAAACGCUAAAGCACCGGGCAGAGGAAAUGAUGCAUACCAAAGGCAGUAGCGAUGAAGACGAAGAAGAAGAAGAUGAUGAUGAGUUCAACAAUGUGGCGGCUUACCUCGACCGUUCGUUCCACAACAUGCCGUAUCUUGCGACUGAGCCUGCAUCGCCGAGUAACUCUCUUUCAGCUGCGAUCAAUAACCUCGGUUUUUACUACUGCGACGAAGACGGCUUCGAUUACCUCUCUGUUUGAGGAAAAGGUGGUCGUUGUAUGGUUUGCUGUUGCAUUAUAUUAUCGUAAAAUCGUCAUUGCACGAUUAUUUCAAUAAAUUAUUCAAUAAUGAUAUAUGAUGAGAUCCAGGAUCCAUCGUUAUUUUAAGGUUUUAAUUUAAAGGAUCCGAAUAAUGAGAGCCUUCUGUGUAACUCGGAUCUUUAUGUAAUGUUCCCGUUUUAUUUGAUUCAAUAGAAAAAAAACUAUUUUAUGAACAA